Messenger RNA from Balaenoptera ricei (Rice's whale), 1320 nucleotides. Its product is annotated as GTPase IMAP family member 5-like. Gene Ontology annotation, molecular function: GTP binding. The transcript has 3 exons. The record is from RefSeq and is a predicted model, not a curated record. Bases 346 to 1320 code for a protein of 324 amino acids. NCBI's taxonomy places the organism in Eukaryota, Metazoa, Chordata, Mammalia, Artiodactyla, Balaenopteridae.
UAACUCCAUGGCAGUUGUGUGAUCGUGGGCAGGUCAGUUGAGGCUCAGUUUCCUAAUAUUUUAAUAGAACUUUUAAUACCUAUCUUGAUCACAUCAUAGGGAAUUUAGGAGAACAAUUAAAAGAAUGGACAUGAAAGAAACUUGAAAAUUACAAAUGGCUGCACAGAGGAUUAUUACCAUGGUGAAGUUCAUCAUCAACAUUGUCACCACUGUCGUCAUCGUCUUUACCACAUCGAUAUAUUGAUUCCAAUAUAUAGAAACUGUCAUCUGAAGUAGAAAAGAUGUCAGAGAAUUUGAGCAGUUUUAGCAAAAGCUGGAGUAUUAUUUACCAGAGGCAAGGACAGCAUGUGGGAGAAUGUGGUGAGGAAAAUGCUCUUCUCUGGGCUUAAGAAGAGAAUGGAAGGGCUUCAGAGGAGCAGAUACGGGACUAUGGCUGAAGGCGGAACAGAACACACGCGGUCUGCAGCCUCGUCCUCACUGCGGAUCGUCCUGGCGGGCAAAACAGGCGGCGGGAAAAGCGCCACCGGGAACAGCAUCCUCGGCCAGCCAGUGUUUGAGUCCAGGCUGGAGGCCCAGUCGGUGACCAGGAAGUGCCAGGGGGCCACGGGCACGUGGAACGGGAGGAGCAUCCUGGUGGUGGACACGCCCCCCAUCUUUGAGGCGAGGGCCCAGGACCAGGAGGUGUACGAGAACAUCGGGGACUGCUACCUGCUCUCGGCCCCAGGGCCUCACGUGCUGCUGCUGGUGACCCAGCUGGGCCGCUUCACAGAGCAGGACGUGGUGGCCGUGACCAGGGUGAAGGAGGUCUUCGGGGCGAGAGCCCUGAGACACAUGGUCAUCCUGUUCACCCACAAGGAGGACUUAGCGGACGGAUCCUUGCAUGACUACGUAGCCAACACAGACAACCUGAAGCUGAGGGGCCUGGUCCGGGAGUGCGGGCAGAGGUACUGCGCCUUCAACAACCGGGCGUCCGGCGACGAGCGGGGGGAGCAGCUGGCUGGGCUGAUGGCCGUGAUCGAGGGGCUGGAGAGGGAGCACCAGGGCACCUACCUCAGCAACGACCUCUUCUUUGAUGCACAGCGGCUCCAGCAGGGCGGGGGCGACCCCCACGGAGAAGGUCACGUGCGCUACCUGGCCAAGGUGCGGUCACAUGUUGCAAAGCAAAAGCAAGACCUGCAAGAGGCCCAGAGAAACCGUGCCUUCAAGGUGCUCCUCCGAGUCAAAAACUGGAUCACUUCUCACAUCAGAAUAUUUGCUGUUCUUGUUAUAUGUUUUUUUAUUUUUCUUGCCAUUUUAAUUAGCUUGUGUAGUACUCACUAA